This is a messenger RNA of Phlebotomus argentipes, 4367 nucleotides long. It is a transcript of the gene Gad1, whose product is annotated as glutamate decarboxylase. Gene Ontology annotation, cellular component: cytoplasm. Lineage: Eukaryota; Metazoa; Arthropoda; Insecta; Diptera; Psychodidae. The transcript has 9 exons. The record is from RefSeq and is a predicted model, not a curated record. Gene Ontology annotation, molecular function: pyridoxal phosphate binding; carboxy-lyase activity. Gene Ontology annotation, biological process: carboxylic acid metabolic process. The coding region runs from base 910 to 2442 and encodes 510 amino acids.
AUUAAAAAACACAAGACCGCUUUUAGAAAGGAGUGGCAGAAAUCGUCUAAUCUUUCUGUGAAGAAAAAUAUAUAUAUUACAUUGAAAAAGUAUAUGGAAAAUAUUGUUUUUGGUCUAAAUUUAUCUGCAUUUUUUUAUGCAUUUUUCGGGUAUUUCGCUUCAUUGCACUUUUAUACAGUGAAUAACGAAGAACAAUAACCCUGAAAAAACUAAAUAUAGACUAUUCUGAAUAAUCCUACAUUAUGUUGAGGGACAUUCUGGUUCUUUGAGUGACAUUUUCAUGCGAAUUCCUUUCUGCUUAAAGUGAGAAUGAGUCCUUGAGCACAGCGAACAGACUGAUAAUGUCCAAUUUGGGCGAUGAUGUGGGAUCGCACAUAAAACUCACUGUGACAAAGUGCUAAAAUAUUCCAAAUUAAAGUGAUAAAUGUCAGAAAGAUUAGAAAUCACCGAUUUUCCACAUGAUUCCCUUUUUUGCCUUUAAUCCCUCGGACCACAGUCCUGCUGCGGGGGCACUCUUGAGCGGGCGUGUGUGUGUGUGUGUGCGUGGGGACACCCCAAAGCAGCCACGCCCACUUCCAUGACGUCAUGCUCACCACCCGCCGAGGGCGCGAAGGCUGCGGACGCCAUUUGCGCCAUAAGGGUAGAAAUAUUGACGACGAUCCGGAGGCUGGAGUCAGUUGAGUUGGAGACCUGAAGUGUGGAUCCACGGAGAGUUCUCGGUCCGUCCGACAAAGGAGCAAUCCAGGGGUGAUCCUUUCGCCCAGCAACCCACGAAAAUUCCCCGCGAAUGAGGUUCAACUGAAUAAGCGCCAAAAGUCAUUGAGAAAAAUCUCGCGCGCGUGCAGAAAAGUGCUGAAAAAGAAGUUCUGUGAUUUUAUGUGCAAUUGAUACCCGCAAAAAGAGGAGAAAAUGGCAGUCAACCCCACCAACUACAAACUGUCGGAUCGGACGGCCAGACUCACGGCUCAGGAUCUGCUGCCGCACCAAGUGAUGGCCGGACCGGAGACGAAGGAGUUCCUGCUCAAAGUCAUCGACAUCCUUCUCGACUUCAUCCGGGUCACAAAUGAUCGCAGCGAGAAGGUGCUGGACUUCCACCAUCCGGAGGAGAUGAAGAAGCUCCUGCAGCUGGAAAUCCCAGAGAAUCCCGUCUGCCUGCAGCAACUGCUCGCCGAUUGUGCCACAACACUCAAGUACCAGGUGAAGACUGGUCAUCCGCACUUCUUCAACCAACUCUCUUGCGGCCUGGACAUCAUCUCCAUGGCCGGCGAGUGGCUCACGGCCACGGCUAACACCAACAUGUUCACGUACGAGAUCGCCCCGGUGUUCAUCCUGAUGGAGAACGUGGUGCUGACGAAGAUGCGCGAGAUAAUCGGCUGGGACUGUGGCGACUCCAUCCUAGCGCCCGGCGGCUCCAUCUCCAAUCUUUACGCCUUCCUGGCGGCGCGCCACAAGAUGUUCCCCGGCUACAAGGAGCACGGGAGCCGCGCUCUGCCCGGCGAUCUGGUCAUGUUCACAUCCGACCAGUCUCACUACUCUGUGAAGAGUUGCGCCGCCGUGUGCGGCCUGGGCACGGACAAUUGCGUCAUGGUGCCUUCGGAUGAGCACGGCCGAAUGAUCACCACGGAGCUGGAGCGGCUGGUGCUGGAGCGGAAGGCCAAGGGGCAGAUCCCCUUCUUCGUCAGCGCCACCGCCGGCACCACAGUUCUCGGCGCUUUCGAUCCCCUCAACGAGAUCGCGGACAUUUGCGACAAGUACAAUCUCUGGCUGCACGUUGACGCCGCCUGGGGUGGAGGACUGCUGCUCUCGCGGAAGUAUCGGCAUCCACGACUCUCUGGGAUUGAGAGAUCACUCUCCGUUACUUGGAAUCCGCACAAGCUGAUGGGUGCUCUUCUGCAGUGCUCAACGAUUCACUUCAAGGAAGAUGGCCUCUUGAUGAGUUGCAACCAGAUGUCAGCCGAGUAUCUCUUCAUGACUGAUAAACUUUAUGAUCUGAGCUACGAUACGGGCGAUAAGGUGAUCCAGUGUGGGCGUCACAAUGACAUCUUCAAGCUCUGGCUGCAGUGGAGAUCAAAGGGCACUGAAGGCUUCGCCGAUCAUAUGGAUAAAUUGAUGGACUUGGCGCAGUAUCAAGUGAAGAAGAUCAAGCAGAAUCCAGACAAGUUCUAUCUCAUCAUGGAGCCUGAGUGCGUCAAUGUGUCUUUCUGGUACAUCCCAAAGCGCCUUCGCGGUGUGCCUCACGACUCGAAGAAAGAGCUUGAAUUGGGAAAGAUUUGCCCCAUUAUUAAAGCCCGGAUGAUGCAAACGGGAACAAUGAUGGUUGGCUAUCAGCCAGACGAUCGUCGGCCCAAUUUCUUCCGCUCAAUUAUCUCAUCUGCCGCCGUAACGGAGAAGGACGUUGACUUCAUGCUCGAGGAAUUUGAUCGAUUGGGUCAGGAUUUGUAAGUUCGUGCACAGCUCACGAAACUGCCACCUUCAACACAAAUGGUCGGUGCAGAAGAAGAGAAGGACGUUGUUCGACAUAAGAAACUCCAAAGAAAAACCAAGGAUUAUCAUUUUGAACAACAUAUCAGAAGUGUGUGAAGUCUAGAAUGAAACUUUAAAGGAAAUUAUUUAACUGUCGCUGAAAUUCUAUUGACGAUUUAAGACAAAGCGCGAGAAGAGGUAUAUUAACUGUUGCUGUUAUUGAAGUAAAAUGAAAAAAUAUAUCUAUAAAUUAUUAUAUAUUUGAUGAUAAAUGAACCCAACGUGAGGCAAAAUAUUUAACAUGUUGACUAAUUCCAUGAUAUUAAUGUGAAUUUAUUUGUUUUACCGAAAACAGAGAGAGAAGCACAUAUUUUAGAGAUGAAUAUUUACUCCAAAGAGCACUCAAGUGUUAAUAAUAGUUACUCUAUUACAUGCUUUUCCUGUUUAUUGUUUGGAAAAGGAUUUACCAUCUAAUAUUGUGUUGAUGAAAUGCAAAUUAUUCUUUAAAAGAGCUGUAAAAUGUACACAAAAUUAUAUAUUUAAAUGAAAAUAACUAUAAAAUAGCGUAAAAUAAUAUUAUUUAUCGUUUGGUAAAGUUUUUUUCAUGAUGAUAAAAUGAUGAAAAAAUGCCUUAGUUCCAUUUUACUUGCGUAAUGUUCUUGGAAACAUUCGUCUAUGUGUAGCUCGCAAUAAAUAUUCCAGAAAAGAAAUCAUGACUUGAGAAGAAAAUUAUGAAUAAAUGUGUAAAAUGAACAUAAAAUUAUGCUCUGUGUAAAAAUUCAUCGAAUUACCGUAACAUAUUUAAUGAUAUUAUUCAGUCAAGAGUAAGAAGAGAUGUUUUAAGAGUAAUUGCAGAAUGAUGCUUCGCGAUAUAUAUAUUUAUCAAAACAUGUUGUUUCUGUUCAUUGAAAAAAUAUACUCCAAGACAACAACAAAACUGCAGAGAUGAUAAAUAGAAUGAUGCCAAUGAAUAGAUAAUUUAACUAUUUUUCGCUGAAUCUUUCGUGAAUGUGUCUCUUAAGUUAAGAUAUCAUUUUCAGUCACCACAAUCAAUGCACAAAAUGUAUAGAAAGAAACUGUGAAUAGAUUUUUCCUUAUGUAAAUAAAGCGAGAAGGAGAAACAGCAAGAAAUGGCUUGAAUGCAUUCCUAAAGAAAAGUGAAGAAAAAAACACUAAAAAAAAUCUGUAGCGAAUGUAAAAGUGUGUCAAUAGAUUGUAUUAAAUUUAUAUUUUAAUUAAUCUUAGAAUUGGGGUUUGGGUUGCGGGAAAACCGAAAUGAAAAGAUAGUCUGUGAGAAAAGAGUAUAUAAUUAUGAUGACAUGAAAAACAAUGAAGUCACAAAAGUCUUCCUUCGAACACAAGUUAAUUAUAUAUUAUUCGGCCGUGUUGAGAAAUAAUCACGAUUUGAUGGGUUUAUUGACAAAUUCAAUUCUACCGAGAGUUAGAGAAAAACCUAUUUUUGAGAAAAAAUGACUAAGAAUGAGACUUUUUGAGCUGUGACGAGUGAAUGGCAAAGAGAAUGAAUUUUAGUGGGAAAAUUAAUGAUGAGGAAAAACGGGAAGAAUCCUGAAUUGAAUAAACCCAGUCAAGUUUCACUGUAAAUUUUGUUUUCUCGAAUGCGGCAUGAAUAAUUCACUUUAGAGAGAGAAAAAAAUGAAAGAAAUCAUUGCAUAUAGUUGUUUAAUUUGUACAUUUAAAUGAUACGAAGUGCUCAUUCCAAAUGAGAGAAAAAUUGUAGCAAGAAAUAUAAUAAAAAUGAAUAAUUAUAUGAAAAGUAUAAAUGUAUAUUAACUGCAGUGACAAAAAAGGUAUAAAAAUCAUAAAAAAUAGAUGUUAAAUGUGUUGUUCUAACAGAGAGGCAUAUGAGAAGUAAGGAAAAAUACAGAGCAAAAUAGAUACACAAA